Molecule: messenger RNA, 2531 nt
Organism: Oppia nitens
Lineage: Eukaryota; Metazoa; Arthropoda; Arachnida; Sarcoptiformes; Oppiidae
Product: probable cyclin-dependent serine/threonine-protein kinase DDB_G0292550
Exons: 2
Coding region: 75-2438 (787 amino acids)
Source: RefSeq, a predicted model, not a curated record
UUGUAUUAUACAGUAUAUUGAGUUUAUAGACAUCAACUAUAAUACCAAUUGUCUCAAUAGUUAGCAAAUAAAAUAUGUCUAAAUUAUACAUAUAUUUCAUAACUAUAAUCACAUUGUUUGUAAUCAAAACAAAUGGUGUGAUUAGUGGUACUUUAGGAGAAAGAAAUCAAGUUUUCAAUAAUAAUAAUAAUAAUUAUAACAACUAUGAAGAGGAACUAGAUUUGGCUAAAAAGUUUAAACAAUUAAUCAAAGAUUUAGCGGAAAUCUUAAGUGAUGAUCAACAACAACAACAACAACCAGGAGCUGAUAAAAAUGGCCGACCGGGUAGUCGUGGUGGUGGUAGUGAUGGCAAAAAAGAUAGAAAAUUAAAAAAUAUAUUUAACGGUAUGCUUAGAGGUUUUGGUGCUGGCUCAAAUGUUGGCCAGGGAGUGGCUAAUGGCUUUGGUAACAGUGUUGGCGGGUUUCUGGGACCCAAUUUAGGUAGAGCAGCCACUGGCCUGGUUAGCUCUGUAGCCAAUCCGAUUGGUUCAUUAGUKGGCACUUUUUUGGGUGCUAUGGGCGGUCUGGCGGAUACAGCCGGCAGGAUAUUAGGUGGCGGUCGUAAUAACAAUCAACAAGGACAGUUUAAUCAAAAUUGGAAUAAUAAUAAUAAUUAUGGUGGUGGAAAUAUCUAUGGCGGCAAUAACAAUGGCGGCUAUAACAAUGGCGGCUAUAACAAUGGCGGCUAUAACAAUGGCGGCUAUAACAAUGGCGGAAAUAACAAUAACUAUGACAACAAUUGGUAUAAUAAUGGCCCCAGUUACAAUGGACCUACAUAUAAUGGCCCCAGUUACAAUGGCCCUACUAAUAAUGGACCCACAAACAAUGGCCCUACUAAUAAUGGCCCCAGUUACAAUGGCCCUACUAAUAAUGGCCCCAGUUACAAUGGUCCUACUAAUAAUGGACCCACAAACAAUGGCCCUAUUGAUAAUGGCCCCAGUUACAAUGGCCCUACUAAUAAUGGACCCACAAACAAUGGCCCUACUAAUAAUGGCCCCAGUUACAAUGGCCCUACUAAUAAUGGCCCCAGUUACAAUGGUCCUACUAAUAAUGGACCCACAAACAAUGGCCCUAUUGAUAAUGGCCCCAGUUACAAUGGCCCUACUAAUAAUGGACCCACAAACAAUGGCCCUAUUGAUAAUGGCCCCAGUUACAAUGGCCCUACUAAUAAUGGACCCACAAACAAUGGCCCUAUUGAUAAUGGCCCCAGUUACAAUGGCCCUACUAAUAAUGGACCCACAAACAAUGGCCCUAUUGAUAAUGGCCCCAGUWACAAUGGCCCUACUAAUAAUGGACCYACAAACAAUGGCCCUAUUGAUAAUGGCCCCAGUUACAAUGGCCCUACUAAUAAUGGACCCACAAACAAUGGCCCUACUGAUAAUGGACCCAGUACUAAUGAACCCACUACCAAUAAACGCACUACCAAUGGACCCACUUCCAAUGGACCCACUUCCAAUGGACCCACCACCAAUGGACCCACUUCCAAUGAACCCACUUCCAAUAGACCCACUACAAAUGGACCCACUUCCAAUAGACCCACUACAAAUGGACCAAGUAACAAUGGACCCACUACCAAUGGACCCACUACAAAUGGACCCACUACAAAUGGACCCACUACAAAUGGACCCACUACCAAUAGACCCACUACCAAUAGACCCACUACAAAUGGACCAAGUAACAAUGGACCAAGUAACAAUGGACCCACUACCAAUGGACCCACUACMAAURGACCCACUACCAAUAGACCCACUACCAAUGGACCCACUACAAAUGGACCAAGUAACAAUGGACCCACUACCAAUAGMCCCAMUACAAAUGGAGCCACUUCCAAUGGACCAAGUAACAAUGGACCCACUACCAAUGGACCCACUACAAAUGGACCCACUACAAAUGGACCCACUACAAAUGGACCCACUACCAAUAGACCCACUACCAAUAGACCCACUACAAAUGGACCAAGUAACAAUGGACCAAGUAACAAUGGACCCACUACCAAUAGCCCCAAUACAAAUGGAGCCACUUCCAAUGGACCAAGUAACAAUGGACCCACUACCAAUAGCCCCAAUACAAAUGGAGCCACUUCCAAUGGACCAAGUAACAAUGGACCCACUACAAAUGAACCGAGUAACAAUGGACCCACUACCAAUGGACCCACUACAAAUGGGCCCACUACAAGUGGACCCAAUACAAAUGGACCCACUACAAAUGGACCCACUACAAGUGGACCCAAUACAAAUGGACCCACUACAAAUGGACCCACUACAAGUGGACCCAAUACAAAUGGACCCACUACAAAUGGACCCACUACAAGUGGACCCAAUACAAAUGGACCUACUACAAAUGGAAUAAGUAACAAUGGACCCACUUCCAAUGGACCCAAUAGCAAAGCAGUCAAUUGAAAUAAAAAAUGAUAAUGCUAAAUUUUCCUAUAUUUCUAUUAAUAUAAGUAAUUCCAMAAAAAAAUCUAAUUUUUUAUAUAAUGAAAUUUUAAC